Messenger RNA from Bradysia coprophila, 1933 nucleotides. RefSeq lists its product as uncharacterized. NCBI's taxonomy places the organism in Eukaryota, Metazoa, Arthropoda, Insecta, Diptera, Sciaridae. The record is from RefSeq and is a predicted model, not a curated record.
UCGGUUUCAAAACACUUGUCAUUUGAGAAUUUAAUUCGAACGUCCGUGAUAUGAAAAUUUGUGAAAUUUUGUUCAUAAAAUUGGUGGUUUUUGCAAUUUUCGUAAAGUGAUGUCCACAUUUGCAACAUUUUUGACCAACGGGCCAUCGUACCGUCGUCGUCGUCAUGGAAAAGUAGAUUUGAAGCAGAGAUUUCUCCGUGAAAGCAAUAAAUAUUUUCCAAAACCAAUUAAGCCAAAAGUCAAUGUCAAUCCCAUCGUCAGCUACAUGACCAAUCAAGAAAAUCGAAACCAAGAGCAAGAGCAAUAUCAUCAACGAACAAUGAAAUACAAAAACUGUGCUCAAAUCGUGCCAACAGUUGGCCUGUCAAAUUUGAUUUUCUACGAUUGCCAUAAAAAGGCCACUGCUGCAGCAGAAAAGUCUCUGGAGGAGUCCAUCUCGAAGUUCGAAGAACCAACUUUACCGGCAACCGAAGACCGUUGCAGUAGUUCGUUUUUUGAAGAAGAAAUUAUUACCGAAUCCAUCCAACAUGAUGUCGAUCUCGAUACCAGCAAGCCUCCAGAUUGGUUAAGUUACAAUUUUGAUAAGUUUAUUGAGGCUCCACAGCCUUUUACACAUCGACCCGUCCAAGACUUCACUUUCGCAUCGAAAGCACGAUCCAGUUUGUUGUCAUCAGGCAUUGACUCCUGCACAUCAUUUGAAAUGGAUUUCAGUCGUCAAGCAUGCGUUCCUACGAGUCAUACGAACCAUGCCAUAGCAGAUCUAGAUGUGAAUUCGUUCGAAAUGAAUUUGAAUGAUCGAACCGAUGAAUCCAGAAAUCUCACAGAGCCUUCAGAUGUGGAUACAUUCGAUAUGAAUGUGACUGGCCAGUCCGAUCAUGACAUCAGCAAUGUAGUGGACUCGGUUUCAAUGAUGAAUGUAGAUGAUUUUGGCGAUCAAUUAAAUUCAUCAGACUGGCAUUUGAAAUCCAAUGUUUCGCAGAGUGAGGACGAAUCGAUGGCCAAGUUUGCCGUUUCUAGCUGCUGUGACAUUAGUUUGGAAGAUAUUGACGACCAUGACUUCUAUACCAACUUUGUUCCGUUGCAUACCUCAACUCCAAAAGCAAGACACAAAUUAAAUGAUCGAAUUGAUGUGGACGGCGAAUUGAACGAAUUAUCACUUAUUACACCUGACUUCGUUCCGUUGUAUUCAUCAUUGCCGAUAGAAGACACCAAAGCAAGGUCUCAACAUGAUGUGGACAACGUCACCGAAGAAUUUUUGCAUAUAACCGGCGAAGAACUGUUUUUCAAUCGGCAGGAACAGAUGAAUGACCUAAGAAAUGAUUUUUCAUUUUCCGAUGCACGAGAACUCGACGAUUUAUUUUUCUGAUGGAAAUGUGUCUGAUUGCCGCGUCACAGGAUUGGAUGAACCAGGUGUUCUUUUAUCAACGAAAAGAAUUUCAAUCCAUGGUGAACGAUUUGUUUGUUUUGUAGACGACAAAACGCUGGAGAAUAUUAUUUUGAAUUUUUUUUUUAUUUGUGUAUAAAUUGUGACUUCUUGCGUAUUGACAAAGACAUAAAUUAUGUUUCAGCAUAUGAAUUUCAUUCAUUGAACGGAUUAAGCCAAUUUAAAAUUAAUUUUUUUCUUUCUUUUAUAAUUAUAAAAUCCAGUACGACCUCGUCUACCUAAUAAGACCGUAUAUUUAGUACAGCAAAGAUACACAAAACGUCAAGAUGUUCUUUGGAAAAUCCAUUCAUUGAUACCUCAUUUGCAGUGCUGGUGAUUGCUGGCGAGUUUUGCGAGUAGCGGUUGUACUAACCAUAAAGUUCUGUUAUGUCAGCAAUCACCAGCACUACAAAUAAGGUAUCAACGGAAAGCUUAGACAAUGUAUGUUAUAACUCAGUCCAUUAGUAGAGCUCGAACAGACAACACGUAAUAAAUCAUACACAAGCCAAA